This is a messenger RNA of Kalmanozyma brasiliensis GHG001, 1989 nucleotides long. RefSeq names its product Gluconate transport inducer 1/Pac2. Gene Ontology annotation, molecular function: DNA binding. The coding region runs from base 1 to 1989 and encodes 662 amino acids. NCBI's taxonomy places the organism in Eukaryota, Fungi, Basidiomycota, Ustilaginomycetes, Ustilaginales. The record is from RefSeq and is a predicted model, not a curated record. The transcript has a single exon.
AUGCCAGCACACUACUCCAACUCUGCGUACACCAACGAUCGCUACUCGCAUCACGCUGAACACAACGCCACCAUGCACGCUUACUCCAACCGACAACAGGCUCCCCCCAGGCCCGACUUUGCUCGAUCUCAGACCAUGCCACGAGGUCCGCUUCCCGCCCCACCUCACGGUCCCAUGUAUCCCGCCGACCACUCGUACCCGACCGAGCGUGCCUACCCGGCUCACCACGCUCCUCACCCCACCUACACAAGACAGCAUCACUCGUACUACGACGAACGCGGUCCUCUGCCUCCCCCGCCUCUUCACCACAGACACGCUCCCCACCCCCAAGACGCCCACUAUGGCUACGCCGGCGCUCGUUCUCCUCCUGCCAUCCAUGCCGCCCAGUCCUACGCACCUUACGCGUACGGCUACCACGCCCACUCGCAGCACCCCGGCCACGCAGCACACGCGCGUCAUCUGCACCCUUCGCACCACGCCUCAUCUGCCUCUUCCUCGAUGCACGCCAUGCGCGCUUCCAUCGCCCACCCGAUCUCGAUGCCCACCGGCUCGCAGCAGCAGCCCACCUACCGAGGUCACAUCAAGACCACCAAGGAUGCCAUCCUCCUGCUCGCAGCGUGCGAUCUCGUCGACGAUGCUGGGGCUCCCGGUCUGCCUCCUCCGCGACGUGUCAACCGUCGUCUGCUCGAUUCGGAGCGCGCCGAUCUCAUUUGCUCCGGCAGCAUCUUUGUCUGGGACGAGAAGGAGGCUGGUAUGCGACGAUGGACCGACGGCAAGUGCUGGUCCGCUAGUCGCGUCAGUGGUUGCUUCUUGACCUACCGCGAGCUCGAGGCACGCAAGAAGCCCUCCUCUUCAAUCACCGGCGGUCCCACCUCGAACCUCUACAAGGCCGAUGGUCUCAUCAAGCAGUCGUUUAGCAUGACCACCACCUCGGGUCGCAAGCUGCACGUCAUUUCGUACUACACCAAGCGCGACGUUCGCGAAGGCUUGCUUCGAAGGGUGAGCGAAGACCCGCGCUUUGUUGGCGAGAACGGCGGCGAGUGGGGUCUCGAGAUCGAUGAGGCCGAGUAUCCCGACCCGAUUAGCCGUGCCGGCGACUUGCCCCCUGGCGUCAACCCUGACGACUUUGACGAGGGCUCUGCAUCGCCUCCCAGCCCUGCUCACAGGGAACCUGUGGACCUGCGCGCAUCGCACGGUGAGCCCAGCGUUCAUUCGCGAGAGAAUAGCUUCCACGCUCGCAAGAUGUCGCCCAGUCCAAGGGCAUACGCCGACGAGCGGGCUGCUAUGGAUCGUGGUCGCAUCUCACCCGGCUCGAGGGAUCCGCACCAUCUCUCACCACGCGAGUCGAGCUCGAGGCGUGGGCCUGACAGCCACAUGUCGCCUUACAGCGCCAUCAAGACCGAGACCGCCGAUCGCCUGCCCUACGCUGCCGAGGUGACGCCGCUGCACGAAGCACGCGGCCUGUUGCCCAUCCGACCCAUCCCCGUCGACUCCAAGUACGCAGAGCUCGCGGUUCGUCGCAACAGCAAAGACGCUACGCUUGAAGCGCCUGGCAGCGCCGGUCUGUUGUACAGUCGCAAACGAUCGUAUCAAGACUUCCGUGGCGCACCCUCGUUCGAAGACGACACGAAACCCGUCCGUCCACGCCUGCAGCGCAUGCGCAGUUCAAGCAUGAGCGACCCUCACUCGUCCGCACAGGACAUGCUCGCGCCCAUUCGCCCGCUCGGUCGUGUGAGCUCGGACGACGAGGGCGUCUCCAAGCUCCGUUCCACCCACAGCGGUCCCCUGGGCUUCAAAGAGCAGCACGACUCGGCGGUCGGCGCGCUGCUCAGCCUUCGCAGCGGCAGCGGCUCCAGCGACGACUCGUUGCCUUCGAAUACAACUCCGCCCACCUCGGCUCCUAGCAACAGCCCCGAAGACGAGCUGGUCAAGCCGGCUUUCUCACGGAUGGACAGGGCGGCGCUCGACAGGUUCAGCGUCCGCAUCUGA